This is a messenger RNA of Sycon ciliatum, 2544 nucleotides long. RefSeq names its product cyclin-L2-like. The transcript has 9 exons. Gene Ontology annotation, molecular function: cyclin-dependent protein serine/threonine kinase regulator activity. Lineage: Eukaryota; Metazoa; Porifera; Calcarea; Leucosolenida; Sycettidae. Gene Ontology annotation, cellular component: nucleus. Bases 931 to 2205 code for a protein of 424 amino acids. Gene Ontology annotation, biological process: regulation of transcription by RNA polymerase II. The record is from RefSeq and is a predicted model, not a curated record.
CUUAACUAUGGGUGAGCAGUAAUUCCUUCUGCUAUCUGUACCGGAGAAAGAGCUCUGCUCCCGUGGAAUGGCUAUGCACGCCCACUGGGUGUGCACGUGGUUGGUCGGUGUGUGGUAAAUCUGUGUUGUGCCUUGCGUUGUUACUUGCUAACCAAGUAUCCUGAUGCUGAGCCUUAGUGUAGGGAAUCUGAUAUAGGACUAGGUCUUCGGUAGUGUUGCUUAUCCUUAGCUCUCGUACUUUUUCACUAAUCUUUAGCAUUUAGACUUCCUUUUUGUUGCACAGUUAUUGGUAUUCCACUGAAUUCUCCAGUUGGCCCCUACUGUAGUACACAUUUCUAUGGGUCUUGGUUCGUCUUGCAGUAGUCUGCUAGUAUGGUAUCGAGAAUAUCGGGUAGAUGCCUUCCUUGGUAGGAGGUUGUAAGCCCAGCUUGUGAACAUUUCAAGCUUUUGGUGUGUGGCCAUUCAGGCCAGCAUACUUAACACCUACUGCCAGUAUGGUAUUGUUGCUGCAGGUCCAUCAGCAUAACAUCAUGUUGCCCUUCUACUACUUGGAAGUACCUGUUCAAAACAAUGAAUGGCAUGCAGUACUACUGAGCAUCAACACCUCACCGUUCCUGUAUCAGCCAUAUGUCGGCCAAUACCAUGGGUCCACCAGAUUCUUGAUGGAUACACCUGCUGCCAUCAUUUGCCUCGCUGUGUUCCACUGUAUGAAGGCGCUGGCCACGAUCUGAUGUUCUGCUAUCUCCAUUUGCACCUAAGUAACACUAUGUGUGUACUGGUAAUUGUUUUACCUGCCUAUACUUAACUGGAGAACACUGGAGGUUUCAAUAUCACACCUGAUGCAGUCAAAUUGCUUCGUCAGCUGUUCACUGUUGUAAGGAGGGUUAUACAGGUUUCUCUUUCCUUGUCGUUGUACCACCACAGACUGCGAUGAUAUCAGCUGUCAGAUUGCCCGCUUUCACCCAGGGAAUAGUAUUUCACAGCCUGUUCAACCCUACUGUAUCAUUUGAGCCGAUGUCGUACACUGGAAACUCAUACUGGAUAGCUAAGAAUGGCAUCAUCACUGCUGAGCGACGUGUCCUGAAGGAACUUGGCUUUUGUUGUCAUGUCAAGCAUCCACACAAGUUGAUCACCACGUUCCUGCAGAUCCUGGAUCAUGGCCGGCAUGAGAAGCUUGUACAACUGGCAUGGAACUACAUGAAUGACAGCCUACGCUCUAAUGUCUUUGUGCGCUUCCCGGUUGAGACUAUAGCAUGCGCAUGUAUACAUUUGGCAGCGCUCAAGCUGAAGGUUGCCUUGCCAAGCAACCCUCCGUGGUACUGGGUGUUUGACACAUCUCUGGAGGAUAUUCAGAUGAUCAGCUUCACCAUUCUCAUGCUGUAUGAAAGGAAACAGCGUUCACUUGGCGAUUUGGAUGAUGCCAUUGCGAAAGCCAAGAAGUCUGUGUCUGCUAACUCGAGUGCAUCGAACGUCAACUCGCCGGCAAUGACUCUCUUAGCACCGUCCCCAGCCCCGCCAGAGUCUGUGGCUUCUAGCACCAACUCACCAGCUCUAGCCCGUGCCUCCUCGUCAGCGCACAAGCACAGUAGCAGCCUUGCAACGAAUCGCACCGACUCGCCCAUGCCCAAUGGAAAUGGCAGUGGAACUGCUCAUUCUUCAACUUUGCCUUCAUCGCCGAAGAAGAGCCCUGGAAAACGGCACGAGAAGGCCGAGAGUCCAGCCAAAGGCCGACGGAGUGGUGAUGAUAACAGCAGCGCCAGUGGUAGUGGUUCUGGCAGUGACAGUGAUAGUGGCCAUAGCAGCACUGGCCAUAGCAGCAGCAGCACCGGCAGUAGCAGUAGGGAUAGUAGCCCUGCCACUCGCCGAGGACGCUCUCCCGACGCUAGACGACAUUCACAAUCUCCAGACCGCUAUAACAGCAGAAGUCCGCCAAGAAAACACUAUAGCCGAUCUCCAGAGAGGCGGCGCAGUAGAAGUCCACACGGCAACAGAAGACGUCAUGGGAAGAGUCCAGGACGCCGACGUAGUCCACAUCGUCAUCGCAGCAGAACGCCUGAACGACGUCGCUCUAGAAGUCCAUACCGGCGACUUGCUAGCCCUCGAAGACGCGAUCGUGAAGGUGGACGCUGGAGGGAGCGCGAUGAUCGUGGCCACUCCAGGUUCUCUUCUCACAGUAGCCGGCAUGACAGGCAUCGUGAUCGCUAGUAUUGCAACAACCAACCAUAGUACUAGGCAAGUGUUUUUUUUUAUCCUUUUCAACUUGAUGGGCAUAUCCUCCAGUGCUCAUACAUUCUUUUCAUAGCUGUUCAAUUCUCAAAAUUUAAAAAAAAAAGUUAACUUCUAGAUGAUUGUACAAAAUCUUGAUUGAAAACAUCAAAAAGAAUUUUUAUGCUUGAUCAUCCACCAUAUCAACUCCUCUCAUGAAAGUAUCAUGAUAUCCCAUGAAAACAACUGGUUUGUAACUUCAUGCUCAAUGCAUUAUAACUGUACUUAUUUUGUGGGCUUUUCUCCAUUCUAGCAGAAUAAACACGUUCAAUGUUUUUA